AUGACGCUCUGGCAACGUCUGUCCGAAUCUUCUCAUCCGGUGGCUCUCGUCUUUUUUCUAGCCUUCCGACUAGGAGCGCUCUUCACCUACAUGUUUGGUCUGCUGUUUACAGACAAGUUUGUGCUCAUGUUUGUGUUGGUUGUUCUGCUUCUGGCAGCCGACUUUUGGAACGUCAAAAACAUUGCCGGACGGCUCAUGGUGGGCCUGAGAUGGUGGAACGAGGCGUCGGAGACGGGCGAGUCCGUGUGGGUGUUCGAGACGGCCGAUCCCCAGCGGUACAUAAAUCCCAUUGACUCCAAGGUCUUUUGGAUGAUGCUGUAUGGCGCCCCUGUCUUGUGGGUGUGUUUGGCGGUUCUGGCGCUGCUCAAGUUCCAGUUUCUGUCUCUGAUUCUGGUCUUUAUUGCUGUGUCUCUGACCGUCACUAACGCCAUGGCCUACUCUCGAUGUGACAAGUUUGGCAAGGCCAAUAACAUUGUUGGCCAGGUCAGCGGCGGUCUCUUGUCUAGAGCUGCCAGAGGUACCUUCCUUGGGCGGUUCAUGUAA
Molecule: messenger RNA, 543 nt
Organism: Yarrowia lipolytica CLIB122
Lineage: Eukaryota; Fungi; Ascomycota; Dipodascomycetes; Dipodascales
Biological process (GO): protein secretion; vesicle-mediated transport
Cellular component (GO): Golgi membrane
Source: RefSeq, a predicted model, not a curated record